AUGAUGUGGUGGGCUGUAUGUUGCGUGGUGGUAGCGGUUGGCACCAUGUGUGCGGAAGCAGCACCGGCAUCCAGUGAAAUAUCACACGCCAUCGAUUGGACUCAGUUGGAACCGGCUCCAGACGACGAAGUUGUCGAGUACGCUUCUCCAGGCCGUUACCCAUCCGCGCCGUGGCUCUACCUUCUCGCCGAAGUGCCCCACGAGACGCAGGUACCGGUAAGGUCGCGUCGUGCGAUGACUGUGUCCGUCAACCCGGCGGUGGAAUUGCUGCAGCGAGAAGCGUACAAUAGCUUUAUGGACAGGCAGGUGCACGCGAACCGGGAUUUCUUGAACUGCAUCGGCAAGAGAGAUCCCUGGAGCAACCCCGACUGCAAGAUGAAGGCCUAA
Leptosia nina is the source of this 387-nucleotide messenger RNA. NCBI's taxonomy places the organism in Eukaryota, Metazoa, Arthropoda, Insecta, Lepidoptera, Pieridae. The record is from the annotation of a GenBank genome assembly.